UUUAUUUGCGUAACCCUGUCGCCACGCGCAUCUACACAUAAAACCAAGGCUCACAAUUUGCGCAAAUAGCGUUACAAAGGUCCGUAGUGACAAAGACAGCGAGCUGAGGAGGAAGGAAUAAAGAAGAAUUUCAGGCUUGGACUGCCACUUCCCGAAGAACGAAACGCACAGAGUUUCUUCAAGACCCGUAUUUGGACGUCGCGGUGUAUGGAGUUCGGACAAAUUUGAAGGGCCGUAGAAAUCGUUCACGUUUUGAUUGGGCAACUGGCAGAUUUUUCCGUUUGAAUCGUCCGUAGGGUAGGAGAGCGAGCAGCCAUGGCGGUCGGGUCAUUGAGUCUUCACAUCGGAAUAUAAAGAGGAACUGCAUGGCCCUGCAUCUAUAGGAAUAUACAGCAACCAUUCCCCAUGUCUGACCGUCUCACUUUUGUCAUUUUGUGUUCAACCGUGACCACGUUAGAGAAAUCAAACCAGCAGUGCAGUGGGUUUAUUCGGAGGCCAGCUUCAUGAUUAUUUUAUUUGGAAGACGUGUCUCCAAGGCCUAGCAACUGAAGGAAAACGAGGGCUCAAAGGGAAAUAGGAUGCUUUGAAUUACUGUUAGUGGACGAAAAAGGGUGAUUGAUAGACUAAAUAACGGCUGUCAAGGCUCGUGGACAGAGGAGUUGAUUUAAAAAAAUCAUAUUGUGAAUAAUCAAACAUUCAUAUUAAGGAACUGUUAUUUUUUGGAUGCAAAGGUUUAGAAAGAUAAACCUACCAAGACAUCUACACUCACGUAGUCUACAGUAUUUGAUUCGGGGAUUGGAUCAUGUCUGGUCGGCCCAGAACCACCUCCUUCGCAGAGAGCUGCAAACCAGUGCCGCAGCCCUCGGCUUUUGGCUCUAUGAAAGUCAGCAGGGACAAGGAUGGCAGUAAGGUGACGACGGUGGUGGCCACCCCAGGCCAAGGGCCCGACAGGCCCCAAGAGGUCAGCUAUACAGAUACCAAGGUGAUUGGGAAUGGCUCCUUCGGAGUGGUCUACCAGGCCAAGCUGUGUGACUCUGGAGAACUGCUGGCGAUCAAGAAGGUUCUGCAGGACAAGCGGUUUAAGAACCGCGAGCUGCAGAUCAUGAGGAAGCUGGACCACUGCAACAUCGUUCGCCUGCGCUACUUCUUCUACUCCAGCGGAGACAAGAAGGAUGAGGUGUAUCUGAACCUGGUACUGGACUAUGUUCCUGAGACGGUCUACAGAGUGGCCAGACACUACAGCCGAGCCAAACAGACCCUACCCAUGGUCUAUGUCAAGUUAUAUAUGUACCAGUUGUUCAGGAGUCUGGCCUACAUCCACUCGUUUGGGAUCUGCCAUCGGGACAUCAAACCCCAGAACCUGCUUCUGGACCCCGAGACGGCCGUGCUCAAACUCUGUGACUUCGGCAGCGCUAAGCAGCUGGUACGUGGAGAGCCCAACGUGUCCUACAUCUGCUCUCGCUACUACAGAGCCCCCGAGCUCAUCUUUGGUGCCACCGACUACACCUCUAGCAUAGAUGUGUGGUCAGCUGGUUGUGUGCUAGCAGAGCUGUUGCUAGGGCAACCAAUCUUCCCCGGCGACAGUGGAGUGGAUCAGCUGGUGGAGAUCAUCAAGGUUCUGGGGACCCCUACACGGGAGCAGAUCCGAGAGAUGAACCCCAACUACACUGAGUUCAAGUUCCCCCAGAUUAAGGCACAUGCAUGGACUAAGGUGAGUCAACAGGUGUUCCGGCCCCGUACGCCACCGGAGGCCAUCGCCCUGUGUUCUCGGCUGCUGGAGUACACGCCCACCUCGCGCUUCACCCCCCUGGAGGCGUGUGCACACUCCUUCUUCGACGAGCUGAGGGACCCCAACGUCAAGCUGCCCAACGGGCGAGAAAAACCCUCCCUCUUCAACUUCACCACGCAUGAGCUGUCCAGUAAUCCCUCGCUGGCCAACAUCCUAAUCCCCGCCCACGCCCGCACUCAGGCCGCCGCCUCCACCCCAUCCAACGCCAACGCCACCACAGAUGGUAACAGCACAGAUCGCAGCCCUAACACUAUUACUGCCUCCGCCUCCGCCUCCACCUCCUGAACCCCCCCGCCCCAGCCAGGGGUGAUGCCAGUGGAGGGAUGAUGACAUGGCAGGGUUUAAAGCAGAUGACAACUACAACAACAACUCUAAGUCACCCAUCUAGGUGUUUGAUUUCUGCAACCUACUCCACUGUGGACAUCAUUAUUGUCUGUUAGAAGGAAGGAGUGGUGGGGGACAGGGGUGGCUGAUGAAAUAUAAGAGUAUUCAUAUAUAAACGUACCCUAUAUACACAAUACUAGCCUGCUAAUGUUUCCAAGAGGACAAUCCUACGUAUCAAAGUAGUUAGCUGACCCCACACCCUCCUCUUCCCUGUCCACAAUGAAGCCCACCCCCCACACACACACACACACACACACACGCUCAUUCACACAAGGGAUCAAUCCCUUCCUCAUGCCCUCUCCAUAACCCACCCCUUCAUGUUCUCAUCACUUACCUCUGACCCCCUGCUUGGGAUGUCUACCCUGGCUCCUCCUCCUGUAGUGCAUGGCCUGAGUAAGGUUAGGAGUGCCUAGAGUGACCUUUUACCGCUGCAUUGACCUCCAUACUUCUGCUAAUUAGGCAUAAGACACACACACUUAACAUUCUUACAAACACACCCCAUGCAUGAAGGUCCUGAUAUAUGUGGACACGGAUGUCAGAGGUUUGCUCUGGGUUAUUUUGAAACGGUUAGCGAACAGUUCUAUUCUGUUUUUAUUUUUGUUUUAUAUUCUCUGGGCUCGGGUUGGGUGGGAUCAUUUAGAUUGAUAUGCGUGACAUGUCUGGUUCUGUGUGCUUGUGUUAUAUAUAUAUAUAUACACACACAGUUUAUAUAUUAUGUUGCAUUAUGUACAAAAAUAUAUAUAGAUAUAUGAAACUUCAAUGGCUCAGAAUCCAUAACGGUAAGUUGUUGGCUCACAGAGCAGGGGCAAUAUUUGCUGCUGCCUAAAGACAUGAAGAGGCAAGGUGGUGGGAUCUCUAUUGCUGGAAAAAUAGUCUUUUUUUCAGCAGUCCCUUUACUAUUUCCCUGUGUGUCAUCAUUGGUAUGUUAAGGCUGUAGACCGGACCACGUGUUGCUCUAUUCCUUAACUUUCUCUCUCCAUUGAUCAUGUCACUGUGUAGUAGUGCUGUCAGUUUCUAGGGGAUGCCUCCCCCACACCUGCUCUGUCUUUACAUGAAGACAUUUUAAAGUCAUGUAUACUUUUCCUUCAACUCAUGUGCCAAACUCCAGAUCAACAGCUAGCGUCUACCCUCUAGGCACUUGAUUUGGAAUUUCAGACAUGGUUUCUGGUGUUCUUAUCUCGGCCUCUGUCACUCCUGGCUCUCUCUUAUUGUGACCACUGACUCAGUGUUUGUCUAAUAUUAAUCUGUUGGUCCAACGUUAAUUUAACGUUAGUCUAGCGUUCAUCUCUCCACCUGGACCACACAACCACCUCACUGGUACAGGCUCUGAGUCGAGUGUCUUACUUACCCAGACAUAUUCACACAGGUUCAAUAUGACAACACAACUACACAAUGUGUAUAUGUACAGUUCAUACGCCCCUCACCAAAUCCUGACUUAUGUAUGUUGUAUUUUAUGUUGUGAUUGUGGUAUGUGUAUAUAUGCAGACCCAUGUACUGUUUAUGAGCAAAAACAAAGAUAUGGGAGAGAAAAUAAAUGAAAAUAAGAAAAAAAUCAGGGCAAUAUGUUGGAGAUUGUAGAUGAUAAUGAUGCUAUAUCUAGCCGUAUAGUUCAACCUUUACCUGUACAGUACAGUAGAUAACAAGUGUAUUAUUGUAACAAUAACUAGUCAUGUAUAGUGUAUCUAUAGUUUGGAGUGCCUUUGCUUUCAUACACCUUCGCCUUGCCCCCUCACUUCCUACCCCCUUCCACAACAUGACCUUGCAUCCCUCUUAGGUGCCGUUUAAUGACUUGCUGCCCCCCUCUGAGCUCAGUUUCAGUCUAGCGUUGUACCAAUGUUAGAUCAACUUUAGCAUUUUCUCUUUCUCUGUAUGUACACAUUCUCCUUGGUGUCAACAUGUCUUAUUCAUCCUCUGUUUUCCCUAUGUUAAGGUUAUGACAAAUCUGUAAAAACAUACAUAUAUUGUUCGAGAUUAUUGACCUGAUUUGAAGCAAUGUUUGCUUGAGUUAAAUGUUUAUGAUUUCACUAGGAUGCACAAAUAUUUUACACACACGCACACUGUAUCCAGGGUUUAAGUAUGGGAAUGAUUGUCUUUUUAGAUCAACAGUGUCAUAUACAUUAGAGUACAGUAUGUAUUCAGUCAAAAUGUUGCUUCUGGUAUCAAAGCCAUUAAGCCAAUUGAUGAUAUUGAUUUUGUGACAAGCCAUUCUCAGAGGAAAUGCAGUACAUUCUUUUCCUUCCCUCCCUCCGUCUGAGAGAUAUUCAGUAUCACCCAAGGGGUUUGUCAUGCCUCACACCCGUCCCGCUUGCUGUAAUAUUUGCUUUCAUUGACGCGUUGCUCUCUAUCCCAUCACCAGGUCUGUGACCACUCCCCAACUCCAGUUCAACCAGAGUGAACCAUGUCAAAUCACACCAAAACAUUUUCAAACAGUUACCAAAAAAAAGAACAAGGAUAGUGGACUAUAAAAUAUACAGACUAUGGCUUCGCACACACUCUUGUGGCAGAAGAAUAUGCUAUCUGGAUUUAAAGAAAAAAAUUAAAGAUAAAAGCCCUGUAUAACAAUACUACUAGUACUACUUGAAUGCCUCUGUUUGUGACUGACAUUUUUAUUUCAUUUUGAAAUAUUUGUUUUUAUUCUGUGAAGGUAUGCUAAAUGUUCACCCCUGUAAAUACUUUCCCUUGCGUGCCCUGAGGAAUAGUUCCCUGGUACUGUCAUUUGCAUUAAAUAAAGAGUAGGAUAGCCUGGAAAUGAA
Messenger RNA from Oncorhynchus keta (chum salmon), 4926 nucleotides. Its product is annotated as glycogen synthase kinase-3 beta. Gene Ontology annotation, cellular component: beta-catenin destruction complex; cytoplasm; nucleus. Bases 803 to 2074 code for a protein of 423 amino acids. Gene Ontology annotation, molecular function: ATP binding; protein serine/threonine kinase activity; tau-protein kinase activity. The transcript is spliced from 11 exons. Gene Ontology annotation, biological process: protein phosphorylation; extrinsic apoptotic signaling pathway in absence of ligand; insulin receptor signaling pathway. The record is from RefSeq and is a predicted model, not a curated record. Lineage: Eukaryota; Metazoa; Chordata; Actinopteri; Salmoniformes; Salmonidae.